Molecule: messenger RNA, 884 nt
Organism: Trichosurus vulpecula (common brushtail)
Lineage: Eukaryota; Metazoa; Chordata; Mammalia; Diprotodontia; Phalangeridae
Product: glutathione S-transferase omega-1-like
Exons: 6
Coding region: 75-800 (241 amino acids)
Biological process (GO): glutathione metabolic process
Cellular component (GO): cytoplasm
Molecular function (GO): glutathione transferase activity; glutathione dehydrogenase (ascorbate) activity
Source: RefSeq, a predicted model, not a curated record
CAGGCAGUUCCUUCCGGAGUGAGCUGUAGAGCCAGGGACUUUCCGGAAAGAAGCUCUGUGCAGAGGGAAGAAUAAUGCCGUUAGACUCAACUAGGAGCCUGGGGAAAGGAAGCUCUCCCCCAGGUCCUGUACCAGAUGGAACCAUCCGCGUUUACAGCAUGAGAUUCUGUCCCUUUGUCCAGAGAACUGUCCUUGUCCUGAAGGCCAAAGGAAUCAAGUAUGAAAUUAUUAACAUCAACCUGCAAAACAAACCUGAGUGGUUCUUUAAGAAGAAUCCCUCAGGUUUAGUACCAGUUCUGGAAACCAGUAAGGGUCAACUGAUCUGUGAAUCUGUUAUCACUUGUGAGUACCUAGAUGAAGCCUAUCCAGGGAAGUUGUUUCCAGAGGAUCCCUAUGAGAAAGCUCUUCAGAAGAUGAUUUUGGAGAUGUUCUCUAAGGUACCAUCUUUGUCUAGGAAUGUUUUCAUAGCAGCAAGGAAGGGAGAAGACUGCUCUGCUCCAAAAGCAGAACUCCGUGCACUGUUCAGCAGGCUGGAGGAGGUUCUUACUCGUCAGAAGACAACUUUCUUUGGUGGGAACACUAUAUCCAUGAUCGAUUACCUUAUCUGGCCCUGGUUUGAACGUCUGGGACCAUUUGGGGUAGCAGACUGUGUGGACCACACUUCUAAACUUAAGCUCUGGAUAGCAGCCAUGAAGAAGGAUCCUGCAGUAACUGCCCUCUUCACGGAUGAGAAAACUUUUCAGAACUUCUUAAGUCUCUAUCUUCAGAACAGUCCUGAGGCCUGUGAUUAUGGUCUGUGAGAGGAGAGUGAGCAACAAAAAGGUUCUAUACCUUGCUCUCUAGGUUUUUCUCCAUACUUAAUAAAAAGUAUAUGCUGUAGGUAA